This is a messenger RNA of Homalodisca vitripennis (glassy-winged sharpshooter), 4977 nucleotides long. RefSeq names its product sodium/hydrogen exchanger 3 (gene Nhe2). The coding region runs from base 133 to 2880 and encodes 915 amino acids. Gene Ontology annotation, biological process: sodium ion transport; regulation of pH; proton transmembrane transport. The record is from RefSeq and is a predicted model, not a curated record. The transcript is spliced from 16 exons. Gene Ontology annotation, molecular function: sodium:proton antiporter activity. NCBI's taxonomy places the organism in Eukaryota, Metazoa, Arthropoda, Insecta, Hemiptera, Cicadellidae. Gene Ontology annotation, cellular component: membrane.
CGGGGCGACGGCGAAGCGAGUGUAUCUGUCAGUGUGCGGCGAGCCCUGUGAUGGUGCGGUACUCCUCGGUCCCCUCGUCCACGUAGCCCGAGUCCAGAGACAACGAAGAACUCGAGAGAUGUGCGUGGCGCCAUGCUCGUCCUGCUAGUUCUGAUAAUAUGGGCCGGCUCGGCGGCGGGUCUGGGAGACGGAGACGCUCUCAACCCCACGGACUACGAAGAUGUGCCGGCUACCAUGUCCAUCCCGCCGGUCCCCGUCCUCCAGGAGACCCCGGCACCCCCGCAGGACACCAAACACUUCCAGGUGGCAGGGGUGGAAUUCCACAGGGUCGAGACCCCCUUCAUCAUCGGCGUCUGGAUCGUUUGCGCCAGCCUCGCCAAAAUAGGUUUCCACAUGGCGCCCGGCCUAAACCAAAUAUUCCCCGAGUCCUGCCUGCUGAUCGUGGUAGGUGUGGUGAUCGGCAUUCUUCUGUACCUCGCCUCCAGUGUCCACAUUUCUCCCUUGACGCCGGACACUUUCUUCCUCUACAUGCUGCCGCCCAUCAUCCUGGACGCCGGCUAUUUCAUGCCUAACCGGCUCUUCUUCGACCACAUCGGCACCAUCCUCGUGUUCGCUGUGGUCGGCACUGUUUUUAACACUUUAACUAUAGGUGUGUCUCUAUGGUUCGUGGGACAAACUGGAAUCUAUGGCUGUGAAACCCCUCUCCUAGAAAUGAUGUUGUUUUCCGCCCUCAUCUCCGCCGUGGACCCUGUCGCCGUUCUGGCAGUCUUCGAGGAGAUACACGUCAACGAGAUUCUGUACAUCGUCGUGUUCGGCGAGUCCUUGCUGAACGACGCUGUCACUGUUGUUUUAUAUCACAUGUUUGAGGCCUACAAUGAAAUCGGCCCGUCCAACCUCCAGUACCGGGACUUUAUGGCGGGGUUCGCCUCGUUCUUCGUGGUCGCCAUCGGCGGAACCCUGAUAGGGGUGAUAUGGGGGUUCCUGACCGGUCUGGUGACCAGGUUCACCAACCAGGUCAGAGUCAUAGAGCCCAUCUUCAUCUUCGUCAUGGCCUACCUCGCCUACCUGAACGCGGAGAUAUUUCACAUGUCCGGGAUCCUGGCAAUAACCUUCUGUGGAAUCACUAUGAAGAACUACGUGGAGGCGAACAUCUCACACAAGUCACACACUACGGUCAAGUACGCGAUGAAGAUGUUGAGUUCAUCUUCGGAGACCAUUAUCUUCAUGUUCCUGGGAGUGGCGACAGUCAGUGACCAGCACGACUGGAACACGUGGUUCGUGGUCCUCACCAUCACGUUCUGCUCAUUCUACAGAGCUAUCGGUGUAAUGCUGCUGACUGCUGUGGUGAACCGGUUCCGUCUCUAUAAGCUCAACAAAGUAGAUAAGUUCGUGAUGUCCUAUGGUGGUCUACGGGGUGCGGUCGCCUUCGCUCUUGUGCUGCUGAUCAACCCUCGGUAUGUGAAGUUGCAGCCGAUGUUCGUUACCACCACCAUCGCGGUUGUCUACUUCACCGUCUUCUUCCAGGGGAUAACAAUAAAACCAUUGGUGAAGAUUCUCAACGUGAAAAGGGCAGAGAAGAGGAAGCCGACCAUGAACGAGAGAAUACACGAGAGGAUUAUGGACCACACUAUGGCAGGGAUAGAGGAUAUCCUCGGUCACCAUGGCAACCACCAUUUACGUGACAGAUUCAAGAGGUUUGAUAAUCAGUUUAUAAGGCCUUAUUUGCUGAGGAACCACCAAGGUGCUGAGCCCAAGAUCCUAGAGACUUACUCCAAAUUGGCAAUGAAGGACGCGAUGGAUUAUAUGAGACGUAACGCUUCAACUAUCGGAAACAUCUCUGGCACAGAGUCCAUGUCCGCCAUCUUUAGAAACUACACUGCUGGCAACCUUAAUGGCAGCUUCUCCCAGCUGGACACAAGUACGUGGAACAUAGAUCUUCAGGAGCUGGAGUACAACCCGUCCAAGAAGGACCUUACGGAUGCUAAGAUUCACCAUCUGCUCGCGGAGGAGCUCUGCCAACCUUGUAGAAGGCACCGGAGGCUGAGCUACAGCAGGCAUGCAGUGGAUGACCGCGAUCUGACCACACAAGUCUACCCCCACAGGAUGCAUGUCAACAUGCGUCGUAUGGUAGGCGAUCAGAAGAAACAUCAUCAUCGUCGAAGUAAACGUCUGAACAAGGGCAUGAAACAGAACCACGUCAGUUUCCCCGGUAUCCAGCAGAAUGGGACGGUGAAGCAGUUGGCCAAUGAUUAUAUAAGUGAAGUUCUCCACGAAGUGGAUGGGUCGGAGUCGUCAAAACUGGCACCGACCAAAGACGACUGGGAAAACGGUAUUACCUUUACAGCACAUCCUUCAGCACCCGAGGUGACGAGGGUGUCCACUCCAACUGCUCUGGAGACGCUGUUGCCAUGGAAACGCACUGAUGACAGUGACAGUACUACGGCUGUGAAACAGAGCGAGUUCCCACCCUGGUGUUCUAACAAGGAAUACAUGGCCUACAACUCGCCCUCGGCUACUUUCCUCGGAGGAAUCGAGCAGCCUAACGUGGCGUCUGUCAUCGGCUUGUUCAGGAGGGACAGUGAGCCGAGUUCCCCCAAGUCCUCAUCACCCACCAUCCUCCUGAUAGAGGAGGCGACAUCACUCCUAAGUCCGAGGUCCAAGGCUGCGGCCAGAAGAGGUUCCCUCCUUGAGUUGAGCGCCUCCUCUGUCGACCCCAUUCAGGAGGAGGAGCUACUCACAGUGAGCAAUGGAGGAUCGACACCCUCUCUGAGCGACCGCUGGACGUUGCCACGACGCCGGAAGACCUCCCAGGCCCACCCUCAUCCCCUCACACCCAGCGUGGAGUCCCUGGAGUCUACAGAGAGUGGGGAGGAAGAAUAACAGGAAGAGUUGGUCAGGGUGACGGAUCUGUAACCCUGACCCUGCCUGCCUGUACCCCCCUGCACCCAGUAGUAAUACUCAGUAGUACGGUACAGCAAUACUCAGUCAUAGUGAAAACUUACUCUCGAUAGUCAUAACACCAUCCAUGCAUUUAUUUCUAGUUUAAUGGAUAUCUAGCAGUUACCCGCGGCUAGGAAAACAGAAGCAUAUUCUUUUUAAAUGACAUUCCAAACAAACCUAAGAUAAGUGAUCACUUUUUAUUAAACAGCUCCAACAAUUUCAGUAACUAGUAAUCGGGAGCAGUAUAAUAAGCGGCCACCAACAGAAUCGUAUGGUGAUUAUCGAAUGAUAUGGAAUCAUCGAUAUUCAAGACCAUCCAAAGGGCUGAAAGCAAAAUUUCGGACCAAAUAACGUAAUAGUAUGGUUUGGCUAGUUUUCAAUCUUAGAAAUUAAGGUAGGUAUACAUACUAAUAUAAUUUACUAAUUAAAGUAUAAUUAUAAUUACCUUACUUAUUUUUAAGGAUAAACUAGGCUUCUUGUGAAACAAAGGAGACACGUACGUCACUGUUAUUGCCGCCAUUAUUCAAUAACGAAACACAAGAUUUUUAUUUUGAAUUUUAUUCCAAACACGUUUGACUUAGAAUAAAUGUGGAAGGAUGAUGUCGAAUUGAAUUAAGUUUUAAGCUUUUUAUAUGUAUAAGAUAUGAAUCUGUUUUUUAAAUUGUAUAAAAUAACUAAACUGUACACUUGAGCCGCGUAGUAAUAACUAUUACUUUACAGGGUAGACAUGUUCGAGAGAAUUUGAAAAAUUCUCGAAUGGAUCACCACCAAUAAUUAUUAUAAUUUUUCGUCGAUGCGUAUAUUCUGCAAUAUGAUCGGUAAUGCACUCACUUCAGAGACUAGCUUUUAAAGAUUUCUUUGUUUAUAAAAUCAUUUGAGUUAAUAUUGUCGUAAUUCAUCUCCAUUGUGCUUGUAGUUGUCACAAGCCUUCUACAUAAACGAAUAACAACAGGCUGGCAAUGACAUCACUAGUAUAAAUAAAGAAAUCUGGAAAUGAUUAAUUAUAAAUAUCCAUAAGUAAAAUGUAUUCGAUAGUAUCGAUAUUUAAAAUCGAUAAUAAUCAUUUGAUUGUGUUGGUGGCCGCUUAUUAUACUGUAGCCCAAUUGACCGAUUUUAGGCUAGUUGGAUGGAGCCCCAAAGUCAAAGUCCUUAGCUUUUCAGUUAACGCACUUAUGAUGUAAUAAAUCGUUGAGCUCGAUUUAAUUUUGAAACGAAAGUAAACACGUUUUAGGUACUAGUUAUUAAAGUGUUCGUGUUAUUACAGUGAAAUUCUGUAUGGUUUUAUUUUAGGCUUUGCGCGUAUAUGAGCACUUCUGGUUCGAACGAAUUAUAAACUGUUAGUACUAAUUCAAAGUUAUUGGUUAAUCAUGGUACACAAAAAUGUUUAAUAGUUAUAAAUAAACACACACUUUUACAAUAGUAUGCAAUAAAUAAAAAAUCUUAAUAAAAUACACAAUAACAAGUCCGAGACUAUAAGAAAUAUAUUUCAUCACUCCUUACUGCUCUGGAUUAUAUUUAUAAAUGUAAAUAGUAAAUCAUGUAUAAUUAGUGUAUUUUCGUAACUAUUGAGAGUAGAUUGAGUAAUGUUCUCUUGCUUCUGAUAUUUUUGUAUCAUUGAUAGUAAGUUUUCACUACAUUUCAGAACGCUUGGAGCCAGAGUGCCCUUGAUUAGGUUAUAGUUGUGGCAAAUCGACGAUAGGCCUCUAAUAUUAGUAUGUAUAGAUCACGCCUUAGCUUUAGCAUAGCCUACUUGUCACCUGAUGUUAACCUACUUACGCAGAACAGAGAAUGCUGGCCUCAACAUUUAGUAAUGCUUGGUGAUGGCAACAAUUGAUUGUUCCCAUUGGUAUCAAAAUGUCUGUAAUUUAUUACUGUCCAUGUUCAUAUCAAUUAUAAAAUCUUUAUUUAAUUGUACUAAAUAGAAGUCUCCUAUCUCUGUAUUGUUUUUCUGAAUAAUACGUUAGUUCCAAAUGUAGUUGACUUUAGUUCAAUAUUUUUCAUUAAAAUGCUUAAGAAUAUUUACGUUAAUCAUAUUUA